UGGAUUUUCAACUCUGGGUAUCAAGUAUCAAUCUUUUGUUGUAAUGCUUGACGAGUUAGUUCAAGUUUAAGCAUGUGAAACCCAGCAUCUUCCUGCAAAAUUUCCCCUUGUUUUCUGGUUUCGGAUCGGGUUUUCAAGUGGUGGAAAGGGGCCCAUGGCGACUGCUACUAGCUCAAGUGCUGCUUGGAAAGCAGUAGAUUCAGUUCCAGAUCAGUUCCCUGCUGGUCUCCGUGUGCUUGUUGUUGAUGAUGAUCCGACAUGUCUCAUAAUCUUGGAGAAGAUGCUGAGAAAUUGUUCGUAUGAAGUUACGAAAUGCAAUCGAGCCGAGACUGCAUUGUCUAUCCUGCGUGAGAACAAAAACGGAUUCGAUAUCGUCAUCAGUGAUGUUCAUAUGCCGGACAUGGACGGAUUCAAACUUCUUGAGCAUAUUGGUUUGGAGAUGGAUCUCCCUGUCAUCAUGAUGUCGGCAGAUGAUGGAAAACAUGUCGUUAUGAAGGGUGUUAUUCAUGGUGCCUGUGAUUACCUAAUCAAACCGGUUCGUAUCGAGGCACUGAAGAACAUAUGGCAGCAUGUCAUUCGGAAGAGGAAGAAUGGGUCGAAGGACUUGGAGCAAUCGGGAAGUGUAGAAGAAGGAGAUCAGCAGCAAAAACAAUCUGAAGAGGCGGAUUACUCUUCCUCGGCUAAUGAAGGAAAUUGGAAAAGCUCAAAAAGGAGGAAGGAUGACGAAGAUGAAACCGAGGAUAGAGAUGAUACAUCCACACUAAAGAAGCCGAGGGUUGUCUGGUCCAUUGAGCUCCAUCAACAGUUUGUUGCAGCAGUUAAUCAAUUGGGCAUUGACAAGGCUGUCCCGAAGAAAAUUUUGGAGUUGAUGAAUGUUCCUGGCCUUACCAGAGAAAAUGUUGCCAGUCAUCUUCAGAAAUAUCGCUUGUAUCUUAGAAGGUUGAGUGGGGUAUCACCGCACCUGAAUAAUUCAUUUAUGAAUCCUCAAGAAGAAACUUUUGGUCCGCUAUCUUCAGUCAAUGGGCUUGGUCUUCAAGCUCUUGCUGCCGGUGGUCAACUUCCUGCACAAUGUCUCGCCACACUCCAAGCAGCCGCGCUUGGUCAUUCAACUGCUAAAUCGAGCAUACCUUUGCCCCUUGUUGACCAAAGAAACAUUUUUAGCUUCGAAAACCCGAAGUUAAGAUUUGGAGAAGGGCAACAACAACUUAUGAAUAACAAUAAGCAUAUAAAUUUACUUCAUGCAAUUCCAACGACUAUGGAGCCAAAGCAGCUUACCACUUCAACAUCAAUAGGAAACAUAAAUAUGCAAGUCGCUUCACAUGGUGUGAAAAGUGGCCAAAAUAACUCGGAAUUGAUAAAUAUGCAAGUUGCUUCUCAUGGUGUGCAAAGUAGCCAAAGUAACUCAGCAUUGAUGCAGAUGGGUCAGCCACAAUUUGCUCAUGCUCCCCGGCUUCCGUUGUCCGUGGGGCAGCCUAUAAUAUCAAAUGGAAUUGCUUCCAAUGUCUCUACACAAAAUGGUAUUCGAGCAAAUAUCCGAGCCCCUGGUAAUAAUCCAGUUUCGCAGACCUCUUCGAUGUUGAAUUACCCCAUGAAUCAUGCUUCAGAACUACCUGGUAAUUGUUUCCCUCUUGGAAGUACACCGGGGAUGUCUGGUCGUACGUCGAAAGGGACAUUUCAGGAAGACUUUAACUCGGAAUAUAGAGGAUCAGUGGGAUUCAUGCCAAGUUAUGAUAUAUUUGAUGACUUGAAUCAACAUAAACCACAAAACUGGGAGCUACAGAAUGUAGGAGUGGCAUUCGAUGACACUCGGCAUUCGAACUCUCUUCAAGGCAACCUUGAUCUUUCGCAAUCGGUUCUAGUGCAACAAGGAUUUACUUCAGGCCAAAUGAACAGACAAAACAGGAGUGGAAUCGUUGUAAGCAAGGCGAUGUUCUCAGCAGGAGAUAGUACAGAACCAGGGAAUCCACUAAAUGUUAAUCAGCAUCUCAACUCCCUUCCUAUUGACAAUACAAUUCGGGUCAAGACCGAGAGUGUUGCAGAUGUAAACCCUGACAAUCUAUUCAUCGAUCACUUUGGACAAGCAGAUCUCAUGAGUGCUCUUCUGAAACAGCAACAAGGCAUUGCACCAGCUGAAAAUGAGUUUGAUUACGACGGGUAUUCCCUGGAUGAUAUUCCAGUGAAGACGACCACCCAUCAUUCUCCAGUUCUUGUAAUGAUUAUUGCAUUUUAUAAUGUACAUAAUCUCUUAUGCAAUCAAUCAUUAGGACCCUUAAGUUCAUGUUUCUUCAAGAAACUGGACAUGACUUCCUUUAAGAUUAUCAUAUGCUGCCGGUUCUCAACAUAGGAGGAUCACAUUAACGGGAUAAUAAUCAGUCCGGACGAGUAGCCUUUGCAAGAUGACUUCUGGGCAAGUAAUAUUCUACUCCUGCAUGAUACAUGAAGGGAUUCCGUUCGAUCUUUUUUCCGGAGCGAAAUCUGGUAUGACCAACUAACUUUAGGGUGAUUUUCAAUGUUUGUGGAGGAUUGUUUCUAAGCACCAGCAAGGCCAUUGGAGGCUAAUAAUCAGAAGAUAUUUGCUCCUCUUAUUUAUUUCGGAAUUGAUUUGUGAUGUGCAUAUACCAUUUUGAUUGCUGUAGACAUAAGUCUGGGCAUUGAAUCCUGGUAAAUUUUCAUGGGAUCCUCAUUUAUAGUUUCAUUUUUAUGUAAAAUUAGACCAUUUGAUUGCUGUA
Hibiscus syriacus is the source of this 2729-nucleotide messenger RNA. Its product is annotated as two-component response regulator ARR2-like. Gene Ontology annotation, biological process: cytokinin-activated signaling pathway; phosphorelay signal transduction system. Gene Ontology annotation, molecular function: DNA binding; DNA-binding transcription factor activity. Bases 155 to 2344 code for a protein of 729 amino acids. NCBI's taxonomy places the organism in Eukaryota, Viridiplantae, Streptophyta, Magnoliopsida, Malvales, Malvaceae. The record is from RefSeq and is a predicted model, not a curated record. The transcript is spliced from 6 exons.